AUGGGACGCUCUCUCCGCCUCAACACCUACAUGCAGGCCCUCGACGAGGAGCUAGCAUUCAACGCGAACCCUUACGUGUCUUCAUACUACCCGAACACAUCCAAUCCCUUCCCGGAGGUGCCUUCUCCUAUCUUCAAUAGCAGUCCGGAAUCGACAUCCUCCUUCGAUUCCUUUGCGGAUGUUGUCUCGGCCACUACCGACUUCAACUCAUCCGUCCCGUCUACUGAACUCAUGCUAGGCCUCAUGACCCCUUCUGGUACUUCCCUGGCCUUGCCCCAGUUUGGCCACAUUGACAAUGACAACUUCGGCAUCCCAGUACACUUGACAUCACAUAGAUUGUCCUUCGUGCCACGCCAUUUCUUUCCCGUUGGUCCGUCUGACGGCCACAAUCAGGCUACCUACUCUUCAUGUUCCGGUAACACCUAUUCUGGCCACCACCGCAACGCGGCAGAUAACUACUACCACACGCCCUCAUCAGCAUCUUACACCUCCUCAGUGUCUUACACCUCUUCGACGUCCUAUACCUCUUCAGUAUCUUAUGGCUACCCGCCACUCCCAGAGUUCUCCUUGGUCCGAGUUCCAGUAUGGGGCUCAUCCCCUUCCCCAUCACAACAAGCAUGGGAUUCUGAGCAGGACAUGGAUGGAGAGCAUGAUGGCUCGGAGUCGGAAGAUGAAUAUGUACCAUCGCGUCCUUCGUGCGCAAAGCCAUCGCGUUGUUCGCGCGCAGAGCCAUCGCGUUGUUCGCCCAAACCAUCACGUCUUUCGCGCGCAAAGCCUUCGUGUCCGGCACAAGCUCGGCGCCAAACUGCGCGUACGCGUCGGUACGCGCCCUAUGCGCUCGCCGAGUCGUCAACGGUGCCAUCGUCGUCGUCGCAGUUCCGGCGCACCGCGUCACGGAAUGAACAGUUUGACGAGGCGGUACGUCCGCCGCCGGCGGGCACGACUGAGUGCGAGUACUGCGGGGCAUCCUACAAGCGGUGGUCUGACCUGAAUAGGCAUGUCCGGAGCCACAGCAAGAAGGCUCUCAGGAUACUCUGCGGCGGUCUGCCGAAGGCGGAAGCGAUCCGCGCCGGUGUCACUGUGGAGGCCAAGAUGCCGUUUGUGCAUGAGGGAGUGGAAUAUUAUGGCGGAUGCAUGACAGAGUUCACUCGUAAGGACUCGCUCUCCCGCCAUCUCCUGCGGUCGAGGCGCUGCGUCGGGAGCAUUACGAUUUACAAUCUGGAGCGCACCCGUAGAGUAGGCGACGAGGAGUGA
This is a messenger RNA of Sparassis crispa, 1254 nucleotides long. RefSeq lists its product as hypothetical. The transcript is spliced from 2 exons. The record is from RefSeq and is a predicted model, not a curated record. Lineage: Eukaryota; Fungi; Basidiomycota; Agaricomycetes; Polyporales; Sparassidaceae. Bases 1 to 1254 code for a protein of 417 amino acids.